Penaeus monodon (black tiger shrimp) is the source of this 541-nucleotide messenger RNA. RefSeq lists its product as uncharacterized. The coding region runs from base 44 to 541 and encodes 165 amino acids. NCBI's taxonomy places the organism in Eukaryota, Metazoa, Arthropoda, Malacostraca, Decapoda, Penaeidae. The record is from RefSeq and is a predicted model, not a curated record. The transcript is spliced from 3 exons.
UGCCGCCCCCACAGACCUCCGGAAGAAGCUGCUGAGCGACCUGAUGGCGGCGGGCGUGGACUCGAAGGCCGAGAAAAGGAGGAAGGACAGCGAGCUCGGAGGAGACAAGGAGGGCGUCGGGCAGUGCCACUUGGGCGGCCGCGCGCUGUUUUUGAUGCUGUUCCUGCUGAUUCCCGCGGUCAUGCUCAUCGUGUGGCUGCUGGUGGGCCUCGCGACCUCGCCCGUGCCCUACCCGCUGGAGAACAUCGACGUCGAGGCCGACGACCUGUCCCUGCUGGCGGCGGAGCCGGCCUACGCCCUUGUGGAGGAGUUCCUCGAGGCCGAGGACAGCGAGAUCAUGCGACUGCAGCUGGCGAGCGCCAUGGAGGAAGCGUCGAAGGACAUCCAGCAGAUCGUGGCCAGCGUUUCGGACGAGGCGGACUCCGCGCCCCUCAACAUCGACGUCGAGGAGGAAGUGCACCUCCUCAAGGACAUCAUGAGCGUCCUUUCCGACACGUCCGAAGAAAACAAUGCGGAUGGCAGGCACGCUGGAGGAGCAUGA